AAAAAUAAACACAAAUAAAUUAUAAUAGCUACAUAAUUAUGGCUUCAAGAAAACCAUCGGUGAGACACCCAAACCACAGCCAUCCAUUGCGCGGCCACAAAGCCCUAGCUGAAGAAGAGAUCAUCUGCUCUGGCUGUGACCUAGACCUAAUAGGUGCAGCUUUCAAAUGCACAAAGUCAGAAUGUGAUUACUUCUUGCAUAAGUCAUGUUUUGAUCUUCCACUUGAGACUCGUCACAAGGCUCACCCUGAUCACCCUUUGACCCUGCUUUAUUCCUCACCGUACGAGUCCUCAAUUUAUGAGUGCAGCGCGUGCGCUGAAUAUGGAACCGGGUUCGUUUACAACUGCUCUAUCUGUCAGUUUGAUUUACAUGUCGGGUGCAUAUCUAUGCCAGAGUCCGUAGAACGUGAAGGACAUGAGCAUCCUCUAACAUUGAUGUACUGUUCUCCUGCCCCGGAUGGUUUUCUCCUUAUCUGUGAUGUAUGUCGAGAGAAUGUUCCGGAUCACCUAUGGUGUUAUUACUGCAAGGAAUGUGGUGAAUAUGGCACGCAUUUACAUUCUUGUGAAGUAGAAGAAAAAGAAGAGCCAAAGAGAGGAGGAAGAGAAAAGACGAGUACAAGUGGCAAUAAAGGAGGAGGACGAGACUCCGCUGCUUCGGAGUUAGCUGCAAUGCUUGAAGCUCAAAGGGAGAUGGAGAGGAUGCAGAUUGAGUUAGACACUCAGCUGAUGAUAGCUAAGAUGGCGAAGAAAUCAAGAAAAGCGUGUCUCAAAAGUAUACGAUAAAGUUGAAAACAUAUUUCAUAUUUGUUUCUCUCGAGCUUUCUUGGAUUCUAGGAGCUCUCAAACUCAAUGAUUGACCUUUUCAUGUGUGUUUUACAUUGAUUUAUUUCU
Eruca vesicaria subsp. sativa (arugula) is the source of this 890-nucleotide messenger RNA. The record is from the annotation of a GenBank genome assembly. NCBI's taxonomy places the organism in Eukaryota, Viridiplantae, Streptophyta, Magnoliopsida, Brassicales, Brassicaceae.